This is a messenger RNA of Gossypium arboreum, 3140 nucleotides long. RefSeq lists its product as uncharacterized. Bases 493 to 2769 code for a protein of 758 amino acids. NCBI's taxonomy places the organism in Eukaryota, Viridiplantae, Streptophyta, Magnoliopsida, Malvales, Malvaceae. The transcript has 7 exons. Gene Ontology annotation, molecular function: lipid binding. Gene Ontology annotation, cellular component: endoplasmic reticulum. The record is from RefSeq and is a predicted model, not a curated record.
AAACUCAUUUCAGCACGUUCGUACUCGUGCCUUCCUGGACCGGUAAUAAUAACAACUAAAUUAAGGCUCAAUCCGCAUUUAUAUUUUAAUUUUAUUAUGGGUAUUUUAUUAUCUGCAUGCGUGUAUUAGAAUUUCCAGUUAUUUUAUUUUCUCAUAAAUAUAGUGUUUUUUUUUUCACAAUACAUGGAAUGAAUCCUGGUUCAUAACUGACAACGCUUGGUCAAGCUUUUUUCCAAUUUAUUUAAAAAAAAUUGAAUAGAGUGCAAUGGCGCAUUAAUUCCGGAAGAGCAAGGAAAAGAAGAAGGAAUAGUUUAAGGAGAAUGAAGUAUAGAAAGACAAUUUCCUUUAGAAUUUACUAUUUUUUUUCUUAAUUUUUUUCUCAAAAAAGUUUUAAGGAAUAGUUUGUUUGUUUAUUUUCUCAAAAAGAAAAAAAAAAAGGAAUAAAAUAGACACAAAUGGAAUUAAACAUUAGAUAAAUAGGAUCGAGAAAGGAUGUUGAGUUGGUUCCUCGUUGGGUUUGUUGCGGGGAUUUGUGCAAUUCUGAGUUUUGAACUGUUGGUAGUGUUGUUUGUGUUGAAUCUAUUGAAUCGUAAGAUUAAACAAAGGAUCAAAAAAGAAACUCAUGCAGCAGAUGCAGCAGUUCGUAAUCCCCAAGAUUCCUUUGAUUCCAUUUGCAACUUGCAGGGGAUUGUUUGGGUUCUUGAACCAGGGAAAAUUCCAACGAAGGAGCAGAAGAGAAAAAGGGAGACGGUGGAGGUUUCUCCUGCUCGAAGACAUGCUAAAAUCCAAGAUGGUUAUCUGACUUUGGCCAAUUCUGAUUCUUCUUGCACAAUUAUUCCCCUCAAGGGCUGCAUCAUUCAGGCUGUUUCUGCUACUAGUUUACCCUCAAGGAAAUGGGCCAAGAGAUAUCCAAUAAAAGUUGAGAGCAAGACUAAAGUAAUUUACAAUGCAAGUAAAAUCAUUUACCUAUAUCUAGAUACUGCCUGGGAAAAGGAGUCAUGGUGCAAAGGUCUUCGUCUUGCUUCAUGUGAGGACAAUGAAAAGCUGAACUGGUUCACCAAGUUGAAUGUGGACUUCCAAGCUUAUAUGGCAUUGCUAAACGCUGGAUAUUCCUCAUUUAUGAAGCCCUCCUUAGGUUUCAGUGCUGAGCCAAUAGAGAAGGGAAGCAAGUCUGAUGGAAUAUCAAAAGUUAAAUUGUUUUGGAAAAGACUGUCAAGAAAGAGUUCAAAAUCUGGUUCAGAAAAAAAGGGAAAUUCGGGUAAUCAAUCCAUCCGUGAAGAGAGAAAGUCCUUUGAGAAACAACACCAAUUUCAAGAUUCAGUGUCAGGCAAGACGUCUAACAGUUCAACUGAAGAAAAUAUACCAUUUACAUUGCCACAAGGUUUUCCUCGUUCAGCAAGUCAAAGUUGUGCUUCUGUUAUUUCUGAUGCUGAUUCUGAACUAGACAGGCUUAAUUACGAUGAAGGAAUACUUUGCUGGAACUUGUUAAUUUCUCGAAUCUUUUUUGAUAUCAAAGGCAGUGCAGACUUGAAAAGUUCCCUUCAACAACGGAUUCAGAGAACAUUGUCCAAUAUGAGGACCCCUAAUUACAUAGGUGAAGUCGUUUGUACCAACAUAGACAUUGGGAAUCUCCCACCUUAUAUCCAUGCGAUGAGGCUUCUUGGCAAUGACAUGAAUGAGGUGUCGGCAUUUGAGGUUGAUAUGGAAUAUUCUGGUGGAGCUCUGUUACGUGUUGAAACAAGACUUGAAGUUCGUGACCAAGAUUUUCAGAAAGGCAUAGUGGAUACAACUUCAGAAUCAAAUUCUGUUGAGGAUAUGUCUUCGGACCUUCUUGAAGGAUUUGAGCAUUUUGGAAAGCAUUUGAAUCUUCCAAAAGAGGAUAUGGUCGACCCUAAAAUUGAUAGUGUAAAAGGCUCUAAGGGUACAUUGAUGUCUCGAUGGAAGUCUGCCGUGAAUAACGUAGCCAAACAGGUCUCACAGGUGCCUUUGACUUUGUCAGUACGGGUUGCAUCCCUUCGAGGAACACUGCGUUUAUAUAUAAGGCCACCUCCUUCUGAUCAGUUAUGGUUUGGCUUCACAUCAAUGCCUGAUAUAGAGUUUGUCCUGGAGUCUUCUAUCGGGGAUCACAAGAUUACUAAUGGACACAUUGCUUUAUUCUUGAUCAACCGAUUUAAGGCUGCUAUACGGGAAACUAUGGUGCUUCCAAACUGUGAAAGUGCAUACAUUCCAUGGAUGAUGGCAGAAAAAGAUGAUUGGAUCCCUAGAAAUGUUGCCCCAUAUAUAUGGCUCAAUCAUGACUCGUCAUCAUCUUCUGAUAUUAAAACACCGCGUGAAGCUCCAGGUCCUCAUGUUACUGAAUCGAGAGCAAAUGAAAAUAGUGGGAGAGAGAGAGACUCACAUUAUGAUCUAGAAAGCAAGGAUUUGCUUCAGGGAGGAUCAAUGGAAUCUUCAGGUAGACUAUCAUCAAGCUCGUGCCCCACGCUUUCUCCUUGUGGAAGUUGGAGGUCAUUGCAAGAUCUAGGAGUUCCUUAUCCAUCUGAUGAACUACAUGAAUCAGGGCAACAGAAUAGAGCUGAGACUUCAUACCCCGCAUUCUAUAGCAGGUCUUUGAAAGAGUUAGAAACGCCGACCGAGGACAUUGAUGACAAUGAUUGGGGGCCGAAGCUGGGGAGGAGGGCAAAAUUGCGUGAUUUUAGGAAGAAAAUGGGGGAAAAACUCGGCGAAAAGAAACGUCACAUGGUUGAGAAGAUGAAACACAAAGGAUCUUGAGUUGUGUUGAUCCAAAAGGAACUAACCCAAAAGGUAUUUUUUUUUCAGCUAAUUUUUAAAGAGCUUAUAUUAUAGGAUGGAUGGAUGGAUGGUGUGGGGGUUUGUUUGUUUAUUAGAUAUAAGUAUAAUCCAUUCAAAUUCAUUGCUUCAUCAAAUACAACAAACUUACUAUUCUAUAUUUACCUGCUAUAGACCAUUGUUAAUGUUAUACAUUACCAUUUUUUUAACCUUUUAAAUAUUGUAAAUGUAUAGAAAGGUUUAUACAUCUUUGGAUUCAACUAGAUGGGCAAAUCAUGUAUUCCCAAGUGUAUCAAACAAUUUAUUUUGAUGUGAAAUCAUAACUUCCCAUGAUUUUGUUUUCAAUCUUAGAA